AUGUUCCAGUCGUCUCUGAUCCGGCGUCCAGCGUGGGGUUUGGACUCUGGUUGUGAUGUGACUCCAGCAGCUUCUCCUCUCUGGUUUUCCUGGUUUUGUUGUGACUCUGAACUGUGUCCCCAGCGUCUGGUGCAGCAGUUGGACGGCUUCAUCUCGUGGCUGCAGGAGGCUCUGGACAGCACCGAGAACUGGACCCAGCCCAGACAGGACCUGGACAGCCUGAGGGUUUACCUGGACACACACCUGAGCUUCAAGUUGAACGUGGACAGUCACAGCUGUCUGAAGGAGAACAUCCUGGAGGAUGGGAAGGAACUGCUGGCCGUCAUCUCCUCCAACCAAUCAGGUCUGAAGGAAAUCCUCCAGAUGGUUUCCAGCCAAUGGGAUCAGCUCCAGCGGCAGAUCCGGCGCCAACACGGCUGGAUGCUCCGCGCUCUCCGCUGCAUCCAGGCCCGCCUCUUCUACUCCAGCAAAUCGCAUGAGCCCUUUGCGGCGCUGGGGGACCCGUCGGCCAAUCAGAAGCCUCCGUGCUCGGCGGACGGCCUGAAGGUGGAGCUGAUCUCCAGUCAGUGUGAAGCUCAGAGAGUCGCUCUGGAGCAGAUGGCCAUCAGACUGAGCAGCCUGCAGUACCCCUCACCCACCAGCAGGAGGCAGAGCAGCCAGGUGGCCCGGAACAACAGCCUGCAGGAAUUUGAGGCCGAGUACCAGGAGCUCUGGGAUUGGCUGAUGGACAUGGACGCCAUGGUAACCGACAGCCAUCAGCUGAUGAUGUCAGAGGAGCAGAGACAUCACCUGUUCAAGAGCUCCUACACUGAGCUGAUGAUGAUGGAGGGGAGGAAGAGCAGCCUGCUAGGCCGAGCCGAGUCCCUGAAGAGGAGCUCAACACACCUGCCCAGUACCUUUCACUGCAGGAUCCACAACUUGACACACACCUGGAACCAGCUACAGGAGAUCCUGUCGGAGCGUUCUGGGCCUGGUUCCUCCCAGCAGAACCCCUGUUCUAACAGGAACUUCCUGCCGUCUGGAGGCCAGGGAGGUUCCGUGGAGAACCCUCGUUCUGCUCUGUCUCCUCUGACCAACUCUCUGCUGGAGCAGCUGGAGACCAGGAUCAAGGAGCUGAAGGCCUGGCUGAGGGACACCGAGCUGCUCAUCUUCAACUCCUGCCUCCAGGACAAGGACCAAUCAGAGCAGCUGCUCAGCUUCAAGUCUCUGUGUUCGGAGAUCCGAGCCCGGCGUCGAGGGAUCUCCUCGGUCUUGAAGCUCUGCCAGAAGCUGCUGCAGCAGAGUCAGACAGGGCCGAUGGCGGAGGCGGGCCCCGAGGCCGAGCAGCACCGGGAGGACCUCCAGCUGCUGUCCAUCAACCUGGAGCGGCGCUGGGAGGCCAUCAUCAUGCAGGCGCUGCAGUGGCAGAACCGGCUCAGGAGGCAACAGCAGGUUCCUGGGAGCUUCCUGGAGCCGGGUUUGGUGAACCUCCAUCAGAUCAGCCCCAUCUCCAACGGUCCGGUGGCUCCAGCUCCAGAGGACUCCUGGGAGUGGGACGACACCGACAUGACCAUCACAGAAUCAGAGCCACCAGAAGAACCCGACCUGAUGCAGAACCUUCCCUCAGAACCAGACCUGCCUUCAGACGGUGCUCCGACCAACAGGAACCAACCCGCUGAGGUCAGAACCGAGGAUCCGGCCAAUCAGCAUCCAGAGAUGGAGUCCAGAACCUCCAGAACCGUCCCCCAGAACAACAACAUCUACCAGGUCUUCAGCCUCCACCAGGUGGAGCUCUACCGCCAGCCUCACUUUCCUCAGAUCUCCCUGAACAGAACCACAUCCAAACGGAAGCUCCUGCUGAAGAGCCUCAGCAAAGACUCAUCCUUCUCCUCCAUCGAGUCUCUUCCAGACCUGCUGGGAGGUCGAGGAGGAGAUCGGACUGAGGAGAGCGAAGGAGGAAGAGGAAGUGGCCGGUCGACCAGCCGGAGGUCCGAGUGUGAGAGUGGGAUCGUCAGCGACACUGGAGACACCGAGACCACGGCCACCACGGAGGACGAACAUGUCCUGAACAUCCACAGGACUGAAGGCCAGAAGAAGGAGAAAGGAUGGAGGAGGGAGGAGCUGACAGGAGAAACCAAGAGAACCAGAGAGGAGGAGAAGAGGAGGAAGACCAGGAGAGGAGGAGAAGCUGUGGAGAUCCUCAUCAACGGACGAGGAAUCCUGACUCCUGCCGACUCAGACUCGGACUUCGAGUGGGGAGGAGUCAACGUGGAGUCCUGCAGACACGUGGACGGGUUGAGUCAGUGUCCAGGUCUGGAGACGCCUCCUGCUGGGAGCCGCCGGGCCUCCUCUCCUGCUCUGUCCCAGAGCUCCUCCCUGGAGUCCCUUCUGGCCCUUGGAGUCGAGUUAUUCCCGUCCAAAGACCCUCUGCAGCGAAGCGCCUCCCUGGAGAGCUGCCUGCUGCCGAGUCGUAACGCCAACGGGGAGACGGGAGGUCUGGGGGAACAGAGAGGAGGAGAUGCUGGAGGAGAACCAGAGAAGGAGAAGAACCAUGACGCUGUCCCAGGAGAACCUUCCUCUGGGGAGCUGAGCAGGAGAACUCUGGAUCUCCUGAAGCGUCUGGAGAACAUCCAGAGUCCUCUGGAGGCAAAGAUGACCCGCAGCGUUUCUGACAUGACACUCCGCAGCACCUCCCCUCAGAGGAGUCAACUUACUGUGUCUCCGUCUCUCGGCGGUCAUCAUGGUCUUCUGUCCGGAGCUCCGUCCAGGAGAGGACCGCCGUCGCUGAUCAACGAGAGCUCGGCCACGGCGUCUCUGACGGAGCUGAGCAGCACCGAGGACUCGUCUCUGGGCUCUGAGGACCGGCACCGGCUCCUCCUUGACCCGGCGACUCCCAACAGCAACUCCUACAGGAAGUGUUGCCACGGUAACAGAGGAGGCGCCGACGAGGCGGACGCGGCAAGUCUGAGCAUGGUGGUGAACGUCUCCGCCUGCACCGACGAGGACGAGGACGACAGCGACCUCUUGUCCUCCUCCACGCUCACGCUCACCGAGGAGGAGCUGGGUGUCCGGGACGAGGAGGACGAGGAGGAGGAGCGACUCAGCAUGGCGUCUUCAGCCAAUGAGGACGAAGACGACGAGGAAGAGGAAGACAUGGAGGGAUCCUACGUGCUCGGCUUUGAGUACAUGAAGAGGGAGCUGCAGAGCUGGAUCAGACCUCCUCGCACCUCCUCCUCCUCCUCCAGAACCGAAGCCGGACUCAGAGACGAGCUGCAGUGUGGAACCAGCCUGAUCUGCUCCUCCUCCUCCCAGAGCAACGAGCAGCGCUGCUCCCUGUCCUCCAAGCUGAAGGACACUAGGAGAGAGCAGAGGGAGACGGAGGAGGAGAACCGAAGGAACGCCACCAGGAGCUACAUCAGCCAGUUUGUGGACGACGUGGAGAACGGGAACGUGGAGCAGAGCUGCCUGAAGGGGAAGGACGAGGACGAGCUGCUGAGGGAGGAGGCCAGCGUCUUCACCAAGAAAGGAGAACCUCUGAGGGAGGCCUUCGUCUACGCCAGAGACAUCCACCUGGUGGGGAAACCGGAGUCGGACUGCGAGCUCCGCCCCUUCGCCUCGAACCGAGGCUCCUCAUUGGUCGGACAGCUGAGGGGGGAGCUGCCGUGUCACAGCUCCGCCCAGCCGUCGCCUCCGUCGCUGUCUCCGGUGGACGACUGCAGGUCCACCAGCAGGACGUCUGCAGCAAGGAAGGCCAUCACCAUCCAGGAGAAGUUCAAAUUCUCCUCCUUGGUGACGGAGGAGACGAAGCGGCAGGUCAGAGACAAAGACUCGUCUCCCAAGCCCAGGAGGUGUCUCCAUCCUCAGACCUCCUGCUGCUCCUCCUCCAGGCCUCGCGGCAGCAAGGAGGAUGUCCACGGUUUCGUGAUGGAGAUCAUCGACAUGACCUCGGUGGCCCUGAAGAGCAAAGAGAACCAGACUGAAGAACCCAACCAGAAUGUCAAGGAACCGAGUCCGGCGUCGCUGGCUCAGAUCAAAGACAAGGUCCUGGAACACGCCCACCGGCCGCUCCAUCUGCGUAAAGGUGACUUCUACUCCUACCUGUCCCUGUCCUCCCAUGACAGCGACUGUGGAGAGGUCAUCCAAUGUUCUGAGGAGAAGAGUUCCACUCCGGCGCCGUACAGCCUCCCGUCCUCCGUCCACAGCCCCAGUCCGGACCUGACGGGGGAUUCUAGGACCGCCGUUCUGGACCUGGACCAGACCAGUCCGGUUCCAUCUCUGCCCCCCAGUCCGGACAUCCGGGACGAGGAGACGCUGUUCCCGGCCUGCACCGAGGAGGUCUACCUGGGCCCACCGCUCUGCUACAGCAUGGUGCUGACCAAGGAGGCCUGCCGCCUCCGGAGGGAUGGUUCUGAUCCCGGCCCAGGUCCUGGAUACAACCUAUCUGAGAGAGGAGAGGCUCUGGGCUACCUGACCGUCCAUCGGGACUCCAGCCAGGAGGACUUCCAGGCUUCAGAGGCCUCAGAGGAGCCUGAGGGCCUCAGAUCAGAACCUCCUGUGGCUGUCGGCAGGCAGCAGAGCGGGAACCCGGCUCCUUAUCUUAAUCCCUGGGCUCGUGUCGGGGCGAUAGACUCCUCUGCAGCCCGCCGUUCAGCAGAUACUCCUCCGCUCCAAUCCAAUAACGCCGCCGUAAUGACCCAGAUAAGAGUCCGCAGCGCCGCCACAAAUCCCCCCAAAGAGCCGCCCGCCGGGACUAAUCCCCAAAUGAAGCGCCGACCGAUGGGAGGCGAUAGGGAGGAGGGGCAGCGGGGCAGGAAGGGGCGGAGCCUCCUGCUGCAGGACGCCGGCCAGGUGAACUCAGCUGUCAAUCACAUCUCCAGAUCAUCACAGGGGCGGAGCCAAGCCUUGGUGAGACCGCCCACCUCCAGGACCGUCAGGAGACCCUUCAUGGUGGCUUCAGGAGCCUCCAGGAUCCACCUCUAAGGAUCUUCAUCAUCUCCUCCCCACAGAGCUGAUCUUUCUCUGGGCUCCUCCAGGUUCCUUCAGGGUCCUCCAGGUUCCUCCUUACAUCUGUGGACUGGAGGUUUCAGAGACUCUGCUGGGAUUAGAUCCUUUGGAGAGGCUACAGCUGGAUGUGAUGGUUUAUGAAGCUGCUGUCUAACUGGACGUUCAGAAGGAUUUAAGGAGAAGAGAAGAAGAAGGAUUAUUUAGUAAUUAUAAUAACAUAGUGAACUAAUAUCCGACCACAUUAUCCACUGAUUGUUAGAAUUAAGACAGAAGAAACUGUUUAUUUCACCAACUAGUCACAUUCAUGUUGGAUUUGUUGCAUAAAACUAGACUUUUUUUUCAUUUUUAAAAACUUUUCCAGCUUGUUUUAAUGCGUUCUGGUUCAGUCUAUAACAGGUUAAAUGAAUAGGAUUAACAAGACUAUUUAUUAUUAACUCAUGAGGCUUAUUUGAGAUCUUUUCUGGUGUUUGAUAGACACUGGUCUCACAAAGACGUCAUCUGGUUCCUCUUCAACUCCUAAAUCCUUCUGAGUCCAAAUAAAAGAUAAAUCUGAGGCUACGCAUAGACAAAAACUCCAGAAUCAGAAGUAAGAACUGUUCUUCAGCCAUCAGUCUGAGUGUUUCCUGAUGCUUCUUCACAGUUUUCAUCCUAGAAAUAUCUCAGAACAAACCACAAAAUCCAGAUAAACGGCAUCUAGCUGCAGCUCAGGCAGUUGGAUGCAUUAUUGCUCAGUAAUUAAAGCAGCACGAGGUGAUUUUUGUCCCUUUAUUCCAUCAGCUGGUCCCGUUAUUCUCAGUUUAGCUUCACAGAGAACCUUAAACACUGCUGGGUUACUUUCAAUCUGUUUAAAGCCUUCUUGGUUUCUUCUGUGAUCUUCUACCUCAGUAUCGUUCUGCCUCCACCUCCCAUCUUUGCGUGAGUUUCUAGAACUUCCUGUAAUCUGACCGUAGAAAACCUAAAGGCUGCUGCAGCGUCGUAGCACAAGUAGCACUCCGUUACGUCCUGGAGGUAAAAAGACGUCUGAGUUUAAACCUGCUGCUGUUUCUCAUGAACUCAGUCUGAGCUACAGAACCAAACUGGCAUGAAAACCAAUGCCACUGUAACCGAAGAUUAGUCCAUAGAGGGUUAGGAUUGGUAGGGUUAGGGUUUAAGAGUUAGGGUUAGUUGGGUUAGGGUUUAAGUUUGGAGGAUUAGGGUUAAGGGUUGAAGGAAGUUGAGUUUAGGGUUAGUAGGGUUAGAGUUAGGGUUAAAGGUUGGAGUGUUAGGGUUAAAGAUUGAACAGUUGGGGUUAGAGUUAAAGGGUUAGGGUUAGUUGGGUUUGGGCUAGGGUUAGUGGUAAAAGUUAGAGGAAGUCAGUGUUUCCUGAUCCGAAAAUGCCUUGUCUGGAAAACCGGCAUUGAGAUGAAUGUCCCUGUCACCAAACAUUAGUUCAAAGAGGGUUAGGUUUAGUUUAGGGUUAGUCGGGUUAGUAGGGUUAGGGUUAGUAGGGUUAUUAGGGUUAGUAGGGUUAGGAAGGUUAGUAGGGUUAGGGUUAGUAAUGUUUGUAGGGUUAGUAGGGUUUUUAGGGUUAAGAUUAGAUUUAAAGGUUAGAGGAAAUCGGUGUUCGCUGAUACGAAGACACCUUGUCAGGAUUUACAGAUGCAUUGUCAUUGUGGAGAGAAAAGACGGUAAAAGGGAAGUUAGUGUUAAUAUAAAAUGACUGAUGGUACAUUACAAUCAGCUGGCAAAAGUAUGUAGAAAGUUAAUAUGGUGUUCAUCUGAAAGGUGUCCAAAUACUUCUGGUCUUGUUCUGUAUAAACUUUACUGUGAUCAGAGAAGCCAACAGGUUUAUUAUUCUGGAUUUAUAGUAGAAUUAAGAGCUGAAGUUAAUUAAUUUAAAUGACAUGAUUCCUGUAGCAUGAUGGUGGUUAGUUCCCCAGUAAACAUUAAAUACGUCUGACAGGGUUAAAGUGGUGAAAACAGGUUUUGUUCCUCGAUAUAGUGGAUUCAUCCUAGAACUUUUCUCUUUCUAUCGGCCAACUGAUCGACCUGCAGAUGACUUAAACUGGUUGAACAGGACUGAAGAAGUUCUGAGGAUCUGAAGACUAAAAGUUCCACCUCAGGCUGGUAGACUUUAAACCUCUUAUUCAUUUCUACAGUCAAACUGUGGAAUCCAACGUCACCAAACUUCGAAAAUGUCCUCAGAAUUUAAAAACAAAGGAGAUAAUUGUCUUUAUUUUAAUGUCUGAUGCUGUUACUGUUCUGGAAAUCAUCCAAGAUAGUCGUCAAGUAAUUCCUCAACACUUCUUCAGAAGGUCAGAAACUCCAGAUAUGAGCUGAAGAUGGAUUUAAUGAUCAACGAGACACAAAACAAAUCUGUUUUAACUCCAGCUGGUUGAGGAACAAACUCAACUCUGAAUUUCAGUUUUCAAAUCUUUAAACUUGAUGAUGUUCGAACUAUUUACCCAAAAACCUCCAAAUCCAGGUUCCUCGUUCAGAUUUAGUCCAAAUUUCGAGGAAGUUCUGAUCAAAACAGCAUCUUCUUGGUGUUUAACUCCAAAUGUUCCGCCUUUACAAACACCUGAGAGUUUAGUGGAUCUCUGUAGAUGUUAUUUAAUGUUUGAAGCACACGUUCAGGCUGCCUUCAUCACUAACUCGUCACCUCUGAAUUCAUCUUGUGCAGCUGAACUGAAUUUUAUGAACCAAUGCAUCUUCUUGACGUUCCCUCGGUUCUGUCUGGAAGGUCUGGUGGCCUUCAGCUUGGUUAGAGGAACAUGGCUGCUUCUCCUCCUGUCUGCUGUGGAGGAGAAUCUUUCUUCUGUUUGCUGUCAGAUGAAGCAGAACAACUAAAGGUAUCUAAUCUAUGCAACACGACCAAAACUGAGGAGGUGUUGUGUAGACAUGAAGGUUUGCUGACUGUAUUAAUCUGCUGUAUGAAGUUCACCACUGGCUCAUUUUUUUUUACUUUCUAGACUCCUGAGAUGAAGGUUAAUGGAGGUAUGGGUUGGUGUGAGAUCUUUAAACUAUAAAUGUGUGCCUUGCUCUACUGUUACUCCUCCUACCUUUUUCAAUUCAACCACUGCUUUCCCAGCUAGAAGACCUGAAGGAUGGGAGGAGAGGGUGAAAGCUGAAGCUGAGCUGGUGUAAAUAUGUAAAAGAUUGAGCUGGAGGGAUGCUUGGUGUUUGUGUUUCUCUGUGAUCUGUGAUGUGGAAUAUCUUUACUGUUCGUGUCGCCAUAAAGAGCUUGACUGCAUGGUUCCUGCUACUGCGAUGUAAAGCUGACUGUUGAAGAAUAAACUUCAUUUACUGGAAAAACAAA
Messenger RNA from Amphiprion ocellaris (clown anemonefish), 8281 nucleotides. RefSeq names its product A kinase (PRKA) anchor protein 6 (gene akap6). The transcript has 14 exons. Gene Ontology annotation, molecular function: protein binding. The record is from RefSeq and is a predicted model, not a curated record. The coding region runs from base 1 to 4959 and encodes 1652 amino acids. NCBI's taxonomy places the organism in Eukaryota, Metazoa, Chordata, Actinopteri, Pomacentridae.